AGCAAUACAUACACCUAGCUUAUCCACCCUGUUAACUCCGAAAAAAGAAGUCAAUUAAUUAACCUCUUUCUUAUUCUUUCUCCUUACGCAAUAUUCCCUUCGAUCCUCUCUUCCCUCAUUCUUCGCUCUCUCUCUCUCUCUCUCUCUCUCUCUUACAUCGUCACCCUCCAUUUGUGCCACUUCCUUUCUGAGGUCCCCUUCCUUCUUUUCUCUUAACAUUCAUUUUCUCUCUCCACCCUUUUGUUUGUUGUCGAACCCUCUCUCUCUGCACCAACACCUCCUUGAGCCAUUCUUCUCCCUUGGUCCCAGUGUCAAAUAUUUAGGGAAGAUGAUGCUCGAAGGAUCGGUUGAGUUGGAGACCGUGCUUUCUUUAAGAUCUCCUACAGAAGAUAUGGAAAAUGAUGACUUGUUUGGUAAACCAAUGAGCACAAAGAGUAGAGACGCUUGUAGUGACUGGUUGGAGAAGAACUUCUAUUCAUCAUUGCUGGAGACACAGAAUCAAAGGAACCAAGCUGCACUGAGGUUGCAGAAAGUUUACAAAAGUUUUAGGACAAGGAGGCAGCUUGCAGAUUGUGCAGUUCUUGCAGAGCAGAGAUGGUUAGUUUCAACACACGUACCUGGGUGGAAGGCUUUGGAUUUUGCUGAACUAAAGCGCAGUUCUAUAUCAUUUUUUGACAUUGAGAAACCAGAAACGGCCAUUUCACGUUGGUCAAGGGCAACAAAGAGAGCUGCCAAGGUUGGAAAGGGUCUGUCUAAGGAUAUGAAGGCUCGCAAACUUGCUUUGCAGCACUGGCUAGAGGCAAUUGACCCCCGACACCGCUAUGGUCAUAAUCUUCAAUUUUAUUAUGUCAAAUGGCUUCGCUGUGAUAGCUAUCAACCUUUCUUCUAUUGGCUCGAUAUUGGGGAUGGCAAGGAGGUACUUUCUGAUAGAUGUACUAGGACAAAACUUCAGCAGCAAUGCAUCAAGUAUCUGGGUCCAGUGGAAAGAAAAUGUUAUGAAGUAGUUAUUGAGAAUGGGAGGCUCUUGUACAAGAUUAGUGGGAAACCGGUUGAAACAACAGAAGAUGCAAAGUGGAUUUUUGUACUUAGUACAUCCAAGACUCUUUAUGUCGGGAAGAAGAACAAGGGCACAUUUCAACAUUCAAGCUUCCUAGCAGGGGGAGCCACAUUGUCUGCUGGUAGAUUAGUGGCGGAGGAUGGUGUUCUUAAGGCAGUUUGGCCUCACAGUGGGCAUUAUCUCCCAACAAAAGAAAAUUUUGAGGAACUCAUGUCAUUCCUUAAGGAGAAUAAUGUGGAUCUUACAGAUGUAAAGAAAAAUCCAGUUGAAGAAGAAGAGUUCGCCAAAAUUAACCAAGAUCUCUUCCGAGACAAUCCUUCAGAGGUCAUGGAACCUCCAAACAUUGAAACUGAAAGUUCCAACACGUUAGCUGAAGAUCUGCCUAACUUGAGAAAUGAGGAUUCUAAUGCUGAUUCAAAUCAUCAACAACCCUUGUCAAGAUUGUCAGUACGACUAGGAUCAAAAAUAACUAAACUUGAGAUACCAAAACGAGUCACGGUGUAUGACAUUUUUGGAGAGCUAGCAAAUGGUCCUCGUACCAAAUUUUAUUCUCCAACUGCAGUAUCAGAAUGCGGUUAUGAGACAGCAGAAGAAUCAUUUAUAAACGAGGAGGAAUUCAUGGUUUCCAAAUCAAACAUGUUUGCUGAAGAUGAAGAUGAAAUAGACGAGAAUACUAUUCCAAAGGAGAAAAUCUUGAAGAGGAUAGAUUCACAUAAAGGAAGGAAAUCAUAUCAAUUGGCCAAUCACUUGUCUACCAAAUGGACAACGGGUGCAGGCCCUAGAAUUGGUUGCAUGAGAGACUACCCUCUAGAGCUUCAGAAUUUGAUUCUGGAGCAGCAAAAUUUGUCUCCAAGGACAAGAACAACAGCUCCAUCACCCCGGAUCCCACCAUUGUCUCGCUUCAGCCCUCGUGUUGCUUUUCCACCUCCUUUGGCUGAUGCUCCAAGUGCCUGAAGCGGCUAGUAUAUUAAGCUGACAAUACAUAGGAUGAAGUAGCAAUUAAGGGGUGCCACUUCUGUUGAGAAAACGACAUAGGAGUUCUUUUUGCAAUGCUUUUGAUGCCAUUCUUCAAAGCCAUAUAGUUUUUGUAGGUCAUGUGAUGGAUGAGGAACAUAAGAACUUUGUAAGUUCUGGUUCCAAAUGAGGAGAGAAACUGAUUGGCUUCUUUCAUCCAAUCUAGAUUGAGAUUAUAGCAACUUGCAAAUCAUUAAUAACACGUAUAGUAAUGCAGAAAAUUUCUCUGGGGAUUGCUGAUCACCUUUGUGUUAUCCUUCAAAGUAUGUACUCUAUUUAUCUUAUAUAUGAUAACAUGAGGAGGAAAUAGACAAGAUGAAAUAGGUAGGGUAAGAUUAUAUUAAAUUUUAUUGUUACCAACACCGAAAUUGUUACUGAGUGUUUUCAAUCCUUAAUAUCU
Glycine soja is the source of this 2471-nucleotide messenger RNA. Its product is annotated as IQ domain-containing protein IQM6-like. Lineage: Eukaryota; Viridiplantae; Streptophyta; Magnoliopsida; Fabales; Fabaceae. The record is from RefSeq and is a predicted model, not a curated record. The transcript has 9 exons. Bases 329 to 2011 code for a protein of 560 amino acids.